CUGUCAAAUAUGCUUAUACACGAAUUUUUACACCCGAUUGGACAGAAGAUCAAGUUGCUUUUGUUCGAGAAAAAAUAUUGCAUUACAAUUAUUCAAUAACUCUAGAAGAUUCUUUUAAUUUUUCACUUUGUUCACGGUGCAAUAAUGGGUUAUUAAGAUUGAAUUCAACUAAAAAAAAAUCAUCCAACAACUCUAAAUCAGUAAAGAAUAAAAUCGAUGCUUCUUCUGAAUUAUGCACAUCUAAAAAAAUCAAAUUAGAGCCAAAGAUAUAUGAUCUUACUUUGGAAAGUGAUGGUUUUCAAAAUUUAUUAGAUUCUUCCGAAUCUAAUGAUGACA
This is a messenger RNA of Racocetra persica, 336 nucleotides long. The record is from the annotation of a GenBank genome assembly. Lineage: Eukaryota; Fungi; Glomeromycota; Glomeromycetes; Diversisporales; Gigasporaceae.